This is a messenger RNA of Fusarium coffeatum, 2244 nucleotides long. RefSeq lists its product as uncharacterized. The transcript has a single exon. NCBI's taxonomy places the organism in Eukaryota, Fungi, Ascomycota, Sordariomycetes, Hypocreales, Nectriaceae. The record is from RefSeq and is a predicted model, not a curated record. Gene Ontology annotation, molecular function: RNA binding. The coding region runs from base 1 to 2244 and encodes 747 amino acids.
AUGGGUGCAUCAAAUAACGACCGGAAGCGUCCUCACACCGAAGCUGAGGAUAUCGACCCUGCUUCCUUCGAAGACCGCGACAAUGGCGCAGUAAAAUCUACAAAGAGAGCUCGAGUCGAGGAACGUCGAUCGCUCUUUGUUCGCUCGCUCCCCCCCGGUGCCACGAGCGAAAGCCUUACCGAUUUCUUCUCUGAGCAUUACCCUGUCAAACAUGCCACUGUGGUUGUUGACCAGAAGACUAAGGAAUCAAGAGGUUAUGGUUUCGUAACUUUCGCCGAUGCUGAAGAUGCGGUGGAGGCAAAGAAGGCUUUGAACAACCAAGAGUGGAAUGGUCGUCGCAUCCGUCUCGAUGUUGCCGAGCCAAGACAGAGGAACAACACGACCGGCGAGUUGCCUGCUCACAAGAUUCGCAAGGAGGAGAUUCAAAGGCCAAACAAGUUGAUUGUGCGCAACCUGCCUUGGAGUAUCAAGAAAUCAGAGCAGUUGGAGCACCUAUUCCGAAGCUUCGGAAAGGUCAAAUUUGCCGAUCUGCCUCAAAACAAGGGCAAGCUCAAGGGAUUCGGAUUCGUCACUCUCAGAGGAAGGCCAAACGCAGAACGCGCACUGGAGGCCAUCAAUGGCAAGGAGAUUGACGGCAGAACACUGGCAGUUGACUGGGCUGUCGACAAGGACACCUGGGAGAAACAACAGCCAGAGGAGGAGAGCAAGAAGCAGAAAAAGGGAAGCAAGAAGCAAGAAGAUGUGGAGGAGGAGGAGGACGAUGAUCCGACAUCAUCAGAAGGGAGUGACGAUGAGGAUGAUGAGCAAGAGGGCGGUGCUGAGGUCAACCGAGAUGACCAACUGGACGCCGAUCUGAAAAACUUUUUCAAGAACCACAUGGAGAAUCUUGAAGAUGAGGAAGAUGAGGAAGAUGAAGACGAGGACGAAGACGAUGACGAGGAGCUUGAAAAGGAGGUUGAGGCUCUAGCGCCCAAGAAGACCACGACAGACAACACUUCAACUGUUUUUGUGCGCAACCUACCAUUCACGACCACAGAUGAACAGCUCAAGGACUUUUUUGGCCAUUUCGGCAAGGUUCGAUAUGCCAGAGUGGUCAUGGACAAAGUCACUGAGAAGCCAGCUGGCACCGGCUUUGUCUGCUUUUUCGACGUCGACGAUGCCAAAAGCUGCAUCAAAGGCGCCCCGCGCCCUCAAGCACCUGCUACCGCCGCCAACAAGAACUCCAUCCUUCAAGACGAGAGUGCUGAUCCUGAUGGAAAGUACACUCUUGACGGCCGACUUCUUUCGGUUGCGCAAGCAGUCAACAAGCAGGAAGCCACCAAUCUCGCAGAUAGCUCCCUCGCCAAGCGCAACGAAAAGGAUAAGCGUAAGCUUUUCCUACUGAACGAGGGUGCUAUUGACAAAAGUUCGCCCCUCUUCAAUCUUCUUACAGAACCAGAGAUUCGAAUGCGACAGGCCAGUUCUGCUCAACGUAAGAAGCUCGUCCAAGGCAACCCUAGUCUACACUUGAGUUUGACCCGACUGGCUCUCCGCAACAUCCCUCGCAACAUGGACUCGAAGGAUCUCAAGGAGCUAGCGCGAAAGGCUGUCGUUGAAUUCGCCAAGGAUGUCAGGGCCGGACGCCGACAACCACUCUCAAAGGAAGAGAACGCUCGAGACGGAAAGGACGCUAAGGAAAAAGAGCAUGAGCGUAAGGCUAAGGGUAAAGGUAUCAUUCGGCAAGCAAAGAUCGUUUUCGAGAGCGGACAAGGAACAAAGAUGCAGGAAAAGGAUGGCGGCAAGAGUCGCGGCUACGGUUUUAUCGAAUACACUUCUCAUCAUUGGGCGUUGAUGGGACUUCGGUAUCUCAACGGUCUCCAGCUUCAGAACGAGAUCGGCAAGAAGCAGCGAUUAGUCGUUGAAUUUGCCAUUGAGAACGCCCAGGUUGUUCAGCGACGACGUGCCAACGAGGAGAGGUCUCGGCAACUGAACCCAGAGCAUAACAAGGCUGCUAAGUCUGAGGCUCAGUCGAAGACCAAUGCCCAAUACACAAAGGACAACAAGAAACGGGGACACAAGGACAACAAGGACAACAAGGGCGGAAAGGACCGAAGGCCUGGAAAGCCUGGAAGGGAUGCGGGUGGCAAGCAGCCAGAAGAAGAGGGUGGUCGAAAGCCUGAGACAGACGCUGAGAUGAAGCACAGGUUGAUCGCCCGGACAAGAGUUAUGCGCAAGAAGAAGGCUUUGAGCCGAGGAAAGAAAUAA